This is a messenger RNA of Paramuricea clavata, 1032 nucleotides long. NCBI's taxonomy places the organism in Eukaryota, Metazoa, Cnidaria, Anthozoa, Malacalcyonacea, Plexauridae. The record is from the annotation of a GenBank genome assembly.
CCACCACCACCAUCAUCACCACCAUCACCACCACCAUCAUCACCACCACCAUCAUCACCACCAUCAUCAUCACCAUCAUCAUCAUCACCAUCAUCACCACCACCACCAUCAUCACCAUCAUCACCAUCAUCACCACCACCAUUCCCACCACCAUCAUCACCAUCAUCAUCACCACCACCACCACCAUCAUCAUCAUCACCACCAUCACCACCACCAUCAUCAUCACCACUACCACCAUCAUCAUCAUCACCAUCAUAACAACCCGUAUUUCUUUGUUUCUUUAGUAGAGGUAUCCUAGCAAUGGGUCAGCGUAGUACAGGUGUAAGCCUACCACCAGCUGGUAAUAUCGGUGCCCAAGCUGCAUUUAAUUCUCUUGGUUCAAAACCUUCAAGCCGAGCACCUGGUCUACCUGUAUCAACUAUAGGAAGGUAACAACUUUCUUCUUUGACUUGUUUUGUUCUUUGACUUGUUUGAAGCAGCCUUUAGUCCUGCUCAAAUUCCUCUGGUUUCAUGAGUUCCGUUGUGAGACCGAUUAGUACGGUCCUGGAUUUUAUAUCCCAUGUGAAAUAAGUGUUACAGUGCGUCUACUGUAAGUGGAGCCACUUAGAGAACACUAACCAAUCACAUUGCAGAACAGAAAGUGAAAAAAUCAACAAACGGCGCAUUAGCCAAUCAGCAUUAGGCCAAAAACAAUUCGAACAAAUAAACGAAUGUCAAACGGUAAAAAUAGACAUGUAAAAGUAAACAUUGCAGUUAAUGGCUUUCUGAAUCUUUCUUUUGAUUGGACGAGCUUUAGUUUGAUUAGAUUUUUCUUUCUGUUCUGCAAUGCGAUUGGUUAGUGUUCUCUAAGUGGCCCCACUUACAGUAGACGCACUGUAAAAUGAUUAGAAAUCGCUACUCAAAAGAGAAUUUUUCUGCGUUAUCGAAACACCGAUAUCUUGUUGAUUUCCGUUGAAAAUUUUUUAAUUCUCUAUCUAGAAGUUCACCAGGAACUAUAGCUCAACAGCAACAGCAGCGUUCAUUUCUUGGCAG